AUGAGCGGUUUAGAAUUAGCCGGCCUUCUCUUUGGUGUUGUACCCGUUUUCCUUCAAACCCUGCAAAGCUACCGCAAUAUCCACGAUAUUCUACACACUUUUCAGCAUUAUGCACUUGAGACGAAAAAUAUUGGAGAUAGGUUGAAGAUAGAGUAUCAACUCUUCAAAAAUGAGUGUACUAUAUUGCAGGGUAUUAAAGACGGUCUCAAAGGGAUGUCGGCCAGCAAUGACGAUAUCGCACAGGGCAACUCUCCUCAAGAAGCUGAUUUAAACCAACGUCUUGAGGAGAGCUGUGAGAUAUACAAAGACAUUGUCAAUAAUAUAAAAUUGAAACUUGAGGAGAUGAAGGAAGAUUUGAAGCCUUUCACUGUUUCGAAAAGCGAGAAGAGACAACAUGAGAAACUGAGAGCGAGUAUUUACCGGGUGAAAAAUUCCAUCAAAGUUGUCUUCGAUAAAGAGCGCUACGAGAGACACCUGAAAGAGCUACACAAGAGCAACAGGAAUCUAAACAUGCUCUCCGAGCAAAUGAAAGAGAUUUUGGAUAAUUUAAGGCAAUGUCGAAAGCCCGUGUCAAAACUAUCAAGUGCAGUGACUAUCCACUCAGGAAUUACAACCAAUCCAAAGGAAAUUACCAAUUACAUUCCCACGCCAGUCGUGAAAAACGUUAACGACUUCCCUGGGCGACCCUCGGCAGUCAACACUUGCCAUCAAGCCUGCUCAUGUAACUGCCACAAAAGACAUCUUGUCAAAUCUCCAUCUUUCACGAGACCUGUCAUGGGUACCUUUUUUCUUCGAUACCAGGGGACUCCCUUUUUCCGAUCGAGUUGCGAUGAGACAACUUGCAGGAAGACUAAUUCAGGAUCCGUUGAAGCCAUCUACUGCUUUCCUGGUUGGAUGAUCGAUAUCACUUUAAUUCUUUCCGGAAGUCCAUCGUAUGGCCUGAAUUUCCCCCGGCGACUAGGAUGGGGUAGUAGCGAAACGAUUCUCAAGUGUGCAUAUGAGGGCAAUGUUGAAGGUCUGAAGGUGUUACUGAGUGGUUCUUCCUAUGCUCUGCAUGAUAUAGACGAGAAGCAUGGAAGAAGUGCUUUGCAUUAUGCGGUUAUGCGUAAUCACAUUGAGGCUUGCGAGUUCCUUUGUAGUGCCUCUGCCAAUGCCCAUGCUAUGGAUUAUACAGGCAUUACCCCAACAAUCAAAGCUUGGGAGCAUAUCUUGACACAACGAGGAACCCCCGCCCAGCUUGGACACCUCAAAUGUCUAUUUUGGAAUAUCGACUUAUGCGAUGACAUGGGAUUCUCACACAUUCACCUACUAGUGGUAGAAAGGAUAUCAGGCGAUCUUGCCGAGCACUUGCACAACAGACCACAUCGGGAUGAGAUCAAUACCCCGGAUUUUACGGGGAAAACACCAUUACAUUGGGCGGCAAUCCGGGGCGACUUUCAAAAAAUCCAGAUCCUUCUCCAAUACAGGGCCAAUGUAACAGAUGUUGACGGAUCAGGCUCAACACCACUGAUGUUUGCAGCAUCUUCUGGCUGCUUGAAAUCUUUGGAAUUCCUGCUAGAUGCUGGCAGCAAUGUUCACACGAAAAACUCCUACGGCUCUGAUGCUCUUUAUCAUGCUUGCAGACACCAAAGUGAUCCUGCGCCAGUAAUUCGACUUUUGCACUCAGGUGCCUGUUUGGACUCGCAAAACAAAAAUGGGCACACCGCUUUGAUUGGAGCAGCGAUCAGAAAUAAUACCAAAAUCGGGAAAUAUCUCCUGCGCCAGGGCGCUGCCAUUGAUAUUAGCGGUGCAGGUGGUGAAUCUGCGCUAUUUGAGGCUAUUUUUCAUAACAGCCAUCGAUUCCUUCGAUUGCUUUUUCAGUGGUCUGCUGAUUACACGAUUACCAACAACUCUGGCUCAACUAUCCUUCAUUCUGCAGCCCUAGAAGGUGACAGUGAAACCUUGACUAUUCUGCUCCACACAGACUUGGGGGAGUUGAAUAUUUCGCGUCGUAAUAAUGAUUACCUCACAGCUGCCGAAAUGGUUCAGCGGCGGUCAAUUGUUUCUAAGGAGACUGAGUUGCGAUUUUCUGAAUUAUCAUUAUCAGUGGCAAGACAAAACCAAAUCAAUGCUUCGACAUCUAGGCCACCAUGUUGA
Molecule: messenger RNA, 2136 nt
Organism: Penicillium robsamsonii
Lineage: Eukaryota; Fungi; Ascomycota; Eurotiomycetes; Eurotiales; Aspergillaceae
Exons: 4
Coding region: 1-2136 (711 amino acids)
Biological process (GO): protein localization to ciliary inversin compartment
Cellular component (GO): ciliary inversin compartment
Molecular function (GO): protein binding
Source: RefSeq, a predicted model, not a curated record